GACGAUCCUGCCAUAUCACAGUGGGUGUAUGCAAAAACCAACGUGUACCCAAACUUCAGAGCCACGCCGAAGACGUCUCUGCUUGGUUUCAUGUUUAGCGUCGUGCCCGUCUUUGGUUUCUACUACCUCUUCAAAUGGAGCAGGGAGCAGAUGGAGGAGCAGAUCAAGGCUGGGACCUACAAGCCGAGGUUCUCAACAGUUGAAUGAGCGCCCUCGUUAAAAAGAACUUCCUGCAAUGUUCCAGAUGUGGUCUGUGUAAUUAUUAAUCGCUGAAUAAAGUUUUUGUC
Nematolebias whitei (Rio pearlfish) is the source of this 287-nucleotide messenger RNA. RefSeq names its product NADH:ubiquinone oxidoreductase subunit B4 (gene ndufb4). The record is from RefSeq and is a predicted model, not a curated record. Gene Ontology annotation, cellular component: mitochondrion. NCBI's taxonomy places the organism in Eukaryota, Metazoa, Chordata, Actinopteri, Cyprinodontiformes, Rivulidae.